AUUAAACCGUUUGCAAUUGUUCGUUUUUACACAAGUUUUUAUAAUUUACAUUUACCAGUUUAUAUUACAGAAAUAAGAAAUAAACAAAAACCUUUGACAAUGGAGGAACCAGUUAUGAAGAAGAAAACUAAAAGGAAAAUACGAAGUACACAAGAUUUCAAUGAGUUUAACAGAAUAAGUUUACUAACUCCUUCAUCAAAAAGUGAUCGCUUAACAAAGUCUGUUACUAAGAAGAAGAACAAUCUUUUUUAUUUGCCCAAAGUAGAUUUAAAUCUGAGUGGAUCCAAAGAGAAUUACUCUCCAAACAUUGUAGGAGAGACCAUUGUCAGAAAAUCAAAAAAGUCAAGAAAGAAGUUAGAUUCUUCUGAAGAAAUGAAAAGGGAGAUUUCUGAAAUUCAACCACAGGAAACAAAAAGCGGAAAAUUAAGCGAAGGAUUGUCAACAGAAGAAGAUAAAAGAGAUUCAGAAGUGGAGUUCAAAAAGAAACGUAGGAGGAAGAGGAAAAGUAAGACAAAAUCUGGGGCACAAUCUUCCUCAGAAAUAAGUUCAAAUGAGAAUGAAGUUCCACAAGAACCAACCGACUUAUUUUCCAACAACAAUAAAGUCAACACCCUUGAUGAAAUCAAAGUCACAGAAGGUAAAGUGUUAGGUGUAAGAAAAAGUAAUAGGAUUAGUCAAGGUUUGCAAAAAAAUGCAGUUAAAGAAUUUGACAGUCCACAAAAGAUAGAUCAUACAUAUAAUAAACAACAACAACAAGAUGAUGAGAACAAAGGAAAUAAGUGUUUUGUUUUACAAAGAGGUGAUACAUUUGUUCAGGACACACCUAGUAAAAAACUUGUGAGUAAAACUCCAAAAAAGUCAGUUAGAAUAUCUAAUAUUUCUAACUCUGUUACUGACAUUGAUAAUUCGUUAAAAAUGAAAAGCUUAGUUACAAGAAAAAGCGAUAAAUUUAAUGAGAACAUACAUCAGGGAGAAAUUGAAGAAAGCUUUACAAGUAGUAACAAUGGACCAAGUUUAAGUGAACAUUCUAGUGAAAACAUUGACGAAAGUAAAACAACACAGAAAAAGUCAAUUUCAAGAAAAAACAGUAUAGGAAUUCACCCCACCCCUAACAAAGGGAAAACUGCAUAUAAAACUCCCUUAAAAUCAAGUUAUACACCUAGUAAUAUUCAGUCUGUUGAUAAUAGUGAUCACAGAAGCUCUGUUUUCAGGAAAAGUAUCCACCAAAGUCCUAUCAUGAGGAAGAAAGAAGAAAAACAAAUAAUUGAUGGGACAUCUAACAAUCAUGACACAGUAUUGAAAAAUUUGAGAUCUAGUUCCAAGAAAAGCAUCAGAUUGAGUCACAACACUCCAAACCCAGCUAAAAAGCAAGAAAGGCUUACUUUUGAUAAAAAAGAUAAUGAUGAAGAUAUGGAGCCAAUCAACAUGACUUCAAUUGGCAAAAGAAGCAUUCAUUUUAGUCAUGUAACACCCAAAAAUACUAAACAAGAGGAACAACAAUUUAUAAAUGAGCAAGAGCCUUAUAUUAUGGGUGAUAAUGAAAUAAUAGCUUCUAGAUCGACUUUAAAGAAAGGUAACAGAACCAACGAUGAAAAUAUUGAGUCAACAAACACAAGUGUACUUGGUAAAAGAAGUAUUCGUUUCAGUCAUGUUACACCGAAGAAUAUUAGACAGGAAGAUCAACACGUUAUAUAUGAACCAUAUAUUACAGAUGAAACUAAAAUGACAGCUUCUAGAUCGAGUUCAAAGAAAAGUAACAGAAUUAACAGUGAAAAUAUUGAGUCAACAAACACAAGUGCACUUGGCAAAAGAAGCAUCCAUUUGAGUCACGUAAAAUCAAAGAAUAAUGAACAGGAUGAACAAAAAUUUAAUAAAUCCAAAAUAUAUGACAACUUAAAUGAUUUCAAUAAAAGCAGUAGAAACAGUUCUGUUUUAAAAAGAAAGAGCAGUAGUAGAGCUACGGAAUCGAUAGCUCUAACCCCAAUCAGUUCAGAAUAUAUAUCUGAUGAUGUGUUUACCAGUAAUGAAAAUUUGUGUGAAACUAUCGACAUUGGGAAAUUAGAAAAUGCAGAAAAUGACGGAGAUACAUUUGAGUUACAAAAUAUCACUUUCGAGAUUUCUGAGCUACCUGUUGUGAAUGAUGCCAGUUCUGAACAAGUCGGAAGAAGAUCAAAAUCUUUGUAUGGUUCUUCCACCGCCUCCAAGAGCAAAUCAGUAAGCUUCAUGACUCCUAAUUUGAGGCCAAAACGUAAAACCAGUGAUGUACUGACACAAUCAUCCAGCAAAUCUAUAAAUGUAAUUUCUCCAAAUGGGGAAGACAGUGGUUCAUUGUUGUGGUAUACUCGUGAAAGUUCGAAAAUAUACCCUAAAUCACCACAUGUUUUAAAAGUUUCUUCCAGUUCUUUCCAUAAGAGUAGCGGGAGUAUUUCUGAAUCUAGAAGGUCAAAAUCGGUAGAGGAAAAUAGUGAUUUACAUCGUCCUCCUAGUGAUAAUAUAUGUAAAAAACGUAAAACAUGGAAUAGGUCUUUGGGAGUGUCUAUUCUAGAUGAUUCAGGUGUAUUGCACUCUGUAUCACCUCCUUGGGAAAACACAGCACUACUAGACAGUUCAAGCAGCUUUGAGCCUCAACCAGAUUCACCAAAAAUUAGCCUAAGUCCUAUAAAACAAAUAGACUCUCCAAAGAAGUCAUUGAUAAAUUCAACUAAGAAAUCAAAUUCUACUAAAAAGGUACAAAGGUCCGACCGACAGUUGAGUCCAAGCAAAUCAAAAGUACUAUUUACUGAAACGAUAAGCCCCAUAAAAAAAGAAUCACAGAAACAUUGUAGAUUCGACGAGACAACUGAAAAAAAUAAACAAACCAAUAAAAGUACAAUGAAAAGAACAAAACUACCCAAUUUUGCAUUGAUCCAUCAAAAAGCAUACAAUAAAUUAGAAAAUCUGAAGGAAAUGAGCGAAAGGAAAGCAUUGAGAGCACACCAGCUAUUAUCUGGAAAGAAACCACAGCCAGAAACAAGUUUAUCAGUUUCAUCGUCAAGUUUGAAAGUCAAGUCACCCACGCUUAAAUUAAAAUCUCCCAAAAGCAGGAAAUUUUUAAGGUACAGUCCCAAAAAGAGUCCCCUUCAAAAGCCUAAUAAACUUGAACAGCUGACUUCAAACAUGUUGAUUACCAAGACUAAAACAAAAAUCACUCCAUCCAAGUCGAACGUUAGGAUUGUUAAGCCCGUAGAAAAGAAAGCUGUCGUGUCCAAAAUUCCCAAAGCUGUAACUGCUGAGAAGAAAGGUUUAUCCAGAUUAGGCUUUAAAGCUGGUGCUGUGGGAAACACUAAGGUGUCAAGGGUAGAACAAUUAAAAGCAACGGCGAAUAAAACGCAGCCGAAGAGGAAUUCGUUGGAAAAUAGAAGGGAGGUCGUUCAGAAAGUUAGAACCAACAGGAGGUUCGAAUUACUAAUGAAGAUGAGAAAUGCCAAUUCUUAAUCGUUAUAUUCCGUAUUCGUUUUACAAUAUACGAAUUAGUUUGAGACAAGUCAACUUUUGAAGCGGUUUUGUUUAGCUAAAUUUUUACUACUUUUAUUACUAUUUUAUAUACUUACUACUUUUUAUUACUAUUUUACUAUUUAUGAUUCAAAAUAAAACCUAA
Molecule: messenger RNA, 3637 nt
Organism: Diabrotica balteata
Lineage: Eukaryota; Metazoa; Arthropoda; Insecta; Coleoptera; Chrysomelidae
Source: the annotation of a GenBank genome assembly